AUGUCGGAACUGGCUAAAUAUGAAAAAAUGGAAGACCGCGUGAUACUGACUGAGGAAGAUCUGCUCGAGGACGGAUUCGGUGACUAUCCAUUAUACCGCUGUGUCGUGGCAGAAGUCCCCAGUGAGCAGCAGAGCAACAACGGUCCUGUGGUGAUUGGGUUUGCCAUGUACUACUUCACCUAUGACCCCUGGAUUGGCAAGUUGCUUUACCUGGAAGACUUCUUUGUCAUGGAAAAUUACAGGGAGAUUGGCAUUGGCUCAGAGAUCCUCAAGCUCCUCAGUGACAUGGCAUUCAAGACUCGCUGCAACAGCAUGCACUUCGUCGUCGCCGGGGGCAACAAGGAGUCAAUAGAGUUCUACAAGCGUCGUGGGGCGGCCGACAUCACUCAGGAUGAGGGAUGGAGACUCUUCAAGAUCAACAAGAGCUCCCUCUUCAAGAUGUCCUCCGGCUCCAAAGAGUGAGCUGGCCCCAAGACACAUAGAAAGAUGGGGACAAGAGUGACAGACUUGUUCAAUUUAAUUUAAAUUACUUAAUUAUUUGCCAGUCUUUCACUUCAGCGGUGGGGGGUGUGACUUCUGACAGGGGCAUUAAGCAUGUGUGCGCACAAACUUCCUCAAUCUAGUCAAUAAUUUAGGUCACGUAUUUUAUCUGAAGCCAUCGUUUUAG
This is a messenger RNA of Salvelinus namaycush (lake trout), 667 nucleotides long. RefSeq names its product diamine acetyltransferase 1-like. The transcript is spliced from 6 exons. The record is from RefSeq and is a predicted model, not a curated record. NCBI's taxonomy places the organism in Eukaryota, Metazoa, Chordata, Actinopteri, Salmoniformes, Salmonidae. Bases 1 to 462 code for a protein of 153 amino acids. Gene Ontology annotation, molecular function: N-acetyltransferase activity.